GUUGUGUGUAGUGCUCUAAUGAAUGAUGUACUGCUGCAGCCCUGGUCGCGGUCCAUACACGUGUAGAGUCCGUUAGACGAUAGAUGGCUCUUUAGGGGAGCGCGAGCAAAAGCGUUGCUAUUACGAUUGACAUUUUGUUUCUGGCAAAAGGUUUUGUGAGCAGUUUUUGUCGUCGACGGUUUGAGCAGCUCUGAUAGAAGAAUAUUUUGUGGCUAAUAUAUCUCACCAGAGGAUAAUGAUGAAGUACAUCCUGGUAACUGGAGGAGUCAUCUCGGGCAUCGGUAAAGGCAUCAUAGCGAGCAGCGUGGGCACGAUCCUGAAGUCAUGCGGCCUGCACGUCACUGCCAUAAAGAUCGACCCUUACAUCAACAUAGACGCAGGCACAUUCUCACCCUAUGAACAUGGGGAAGUGUUCGUGCUGGACGAUGGCGGUGAGGUGGACUUGGAUCUGGGGAACUACGAACGCUUCCUCGACAUCCGGCUGACCAAAGACAACAAUCUGACCACCGGCAAGAUCUAUCAGUCGGUCAUCAACAAAGAGAGGAGGGGAGACUACCUGGGCAAGACUGUGCAGGUGGUGCCACACAUCACAGAUGCCAUCCAGGAGUGGGUUGUGAAACAGGCCAGAGUGCCAGUCGAAGACGACAAUGUAGAACCUCAAGUUUGUGUCAUUGAGCUGGGAGGCACGGUCGGAGACAUAGAGAGCAUGCCCUUCAUCGAGGCCUUCAGGCAGUUCCAGUUUAAAGUGAAGCGGGAAAACUUCUGCAACAUCCACGUCAGCCUGAUUCCACAGCCCAGUGCGACCGGAGAGCAGAAGACUAAACCAACACAGAACAGCGUCAGAGAGCUGAGAGGACUCGGCCUGUCCCCCGAUCUGAUCAUGUGUCGCUGCUCCACGCCGCUGGAGAACUCCGUCAAAGAAAAGAUCUCCAUGUUCUGCCACGUAGAACCUGAACAGGUCAUCUGCGUGCACGACGUGUCGUCCAUCUACAAAGUCCCGUUACUGCUGGAGAAUCAGGGCGUGGUCGGCUACCUGACCCGCAGACUCGACAUGCCCAUCGAGACUCGACCCCGGAAGAUGCUGACGAAAUGGAAGGAGAUGUCUGACAGGUCCGACAGGCUGCUGGAGCACUGCUGCAUCGCGCUGGUCGGGAAGUACACCAAGUUCUCCGACUCCUACGCUUCUGUCAUCAAGGCGCUGGAGCACUCGGCUCUCGCCAUCAGCCAUAAACUGGAGGUUAAGUGCAUCGACUCAGCCAAUCUGGAGCCGAGCACGCUGCAGGAGGAGCCGGUGAAAUACCACGAGGCCUGGCAGAAGCUGUGCAGUGCUGACGGCAUCCUGGUUCCAGGAGGUUUCGGCGUGCGAGGGACCGAAGGAAAGAUUCAUGCCAUCAACUGGGCCAGGAAACAGAAAAAACCCUUUCUAGGUGUGUGUCUUGGGAUGCAGCUGGCUGUCAUUGAAUUUGCCAGGAACACGCUCGGCUGGACAGACGCCAACUCCACAGAAUUUGACCCAGAGUCGAAGCACCCUGUGGUGAUCGACAUGCCCGAACACAACCCCGGGCAGAUGGGCGGCACGAUGAGGCUCGGGAAGAGACGGACCAUUUUCACGACCAACAGCAGCGUCUUGCGGAAACUUUAUGGAGACGCAGAAUAUGUGGAAGAAAGACACAGACAUCGCUUUGAAGUGAAUCCGGAGCUCAAAAGUCACUUUGAGGAGAAAGGGUUCCGCUUCGUAGGUCAAGACGUCGACGGGGAGAGGAUGGAGGUCAUCGAGCUGGAAGAUCAUCCAUACUUCGUGGGCGUGCAGUAUCACCCCGAGUUCACCUCUCGCCCCAUCAAGCCUUCGCCCCCGUACCUCGGGCUGCUGCUGGCUGCGGCCGGGAAGCUGCCGGGAUACUUACAGAAGGGCUGCCGGCUGUCUCCACGGGACACGUACAGCGACCGGAGCGGCAGCAGCAGCCCAGACUCUGAGAUCUGAGUUAAAACUACCGUCGAUCUCAAGUGAAUGAAUUCAAAUAAAGAUGUUUUCUCAUGUUCAUUGCCGAUGAGUCAUUAUCAAAUACAGACACAACUAAAGCUGCAGGAGCUUAAAUGCAAUAAGUGGACGCUGGUGCCCAACUGCUAAAUUUGAAGUUUAUUUCACGAGUCCUGUGAAUAUUACGGGCUGUUCUCCUAGUUGCAUGUUCUGACUAGCCUGGAGAUUUGCUAUCCAAGUGACAUGCAGCAGCUCUACAUUCAUUGUUCACUUUGUGGCCUUACUGUAAAUAAGCCCUUCUACAUUUACAGUGUCUUUAAAUUUCCACAAGAAUAUAAAAUAAAGGGAUUCUCAAAAAA
Cottoperca gobio is the source of this 2337-nucleotide messenger RNA. It is a transcript of the gene ctps1a, whose product is annotated as CTP synthase 1a. Gene Ontology annotation, biological process: pyrimidine nucleobase biosynthetic process; CTP biosynthetic process. The record is from RefSeq and is a predicted model, not a curated record. Gene Ontology annotation, molecular function: CTP synthase activity; identical protein binding. Gene Ontology annotation, cellular component: cytoplasm; cytoophidium. NCBI's taxonomy places the organism in Eukaryota, Metazoa, Chordata, Actinopteri, Perciformes, Bovichtidae. The coding region runs from base 236 to 1981 and encodes 581 amino acids. The transcript is spliced from 18 exons.